AUGGAAAAUUCGGGUUGUCACACCCUGUAUAGGAUGUUAAGUUUAGUCCACUUGGACACAAUUUUGCAAGUGCAGCUCAUGGUAGAACAGCUAGGAUUUGAAUGGCAUAUGAACUGCAAUUACGUUGAAACCAGAUCAAGCGACAAAAUUGUUCGUUUAUGGGACGUACAAAAUGGUGAAUGCAUAAGAAUUUUCAUUGGUUAUAGGAGUAUGAUUUUAUCAUUAGCCAUGUCACCUGAUGGUAGAUACAUGGCAUCUAGUGAUGAAGAUGGAAGUAUAAUGAUGUGGGAUAUUUCCAAUGGUCGAUGUGUCCCUCCUCUUGUUGGCCAUACUUCAUGUGUUUGGUCUCUUGCUUUUAGUUGUGAGGGAUCCCUUCUUGCAUCUGGUUCCACUGAUUCAACUGUUAAAUUAUGGGACGUUAACACAAGUGUAAAAACGCCCAAAACCGAAGACAAGGUUGUUCAUAUAGUUCUUGAACAAAACUAUGAAAUGGAAAGGCCUUUGGCACCCAGGACUCUAAGAGUUUAUUCUCCAUAUUGGUUGAUGAUUGCUAGAUGUCCGCCACUUACAUUCAGGCUUGUAGAUAUGUCUACAAAAAAAGCAAAACAAAACCCUUUUUAUGUGAACUAUGUGAGUUCAUUUAUCUCCUAUGUGUUUCUUAGGAUGGUUGAUUGGGUGUCUCUACUUAUGAUGCGAACAAGAACCGCAUACGCCUCUUUGUAUAAUCAAAAGCAACCCCCUAUUCAGAUCAUUCAAACAAAGGAUAGAAGCACAGUAUGGGCUCUAUUAAAGCUUGGAUUCUUAGAAAAAGAUUGA
Lactuca sativa (garden lettuce) is the source of this 816-nucleotide messenger RNA. The record is from RefSeq and is a predicted model, not a curated record. NCBI's taxonomy places the organism in Eukaryota, Viridiplantae, Streptophyta, Magnoliopsida, Asterales, Asteraceae.